Ilex paraguariensis (yerba mate) is the source of this 846-nucleotide messenger RNA. NCBI's taxonomy places the organism in Eukaryota, Viridiplantae, Streptophyta, Magnoliopsida, Aquifoliales, Aquifoliaceae. The record is from the annotation of a GenBank genome assembly.
AUGCAUGGGAACUCUUUUGAUGAAAUGGUUGAGAAAGAUGUUUCUUGGACAACCUUAAUAUCGGACCUUGCCACACACGAAUGUUAUUAUGAAGCUCUUUAUCUGUUCAGAAGAAUGAUAGUGGAUGAAUCUGAAGUCCAGCCUAAUGUUGUCACCGUGGUCUCUGUAAUGUCGGCUUGCUGUAAUUUAGGGUCUCUGAAUCAUUCCAAGUGUUUGCCUGCUUUCUUAGAGAGGGCUGGAUUGGUUCGAUUGGAUGUUUCUAUUGGCAAUUCACUGAUAGAUGCCUAUGCAAAAUGUGGAAGGAUUGACUAUGCUGCCGAAGUGUUCAAUGAUAUGCAGAAUUCACAUAGGGAUAUAUACUCUUGGACUGCUAUAAUUUCAGGCUUAGCAAUGCAUGGACGAGGAACAGAUGCUACCACCAUGUUUUCACAAAUGAAUCUGGUAUCGGGAAUGAUCCCGGAUGCCAUAACUUUUAUUGCAGUUCUAUCAGCUUGUGCCCAUUCAGGGCUCGUCGAAGAAGGGCUAUGUAUUUUUGAGUCUAUGAAAGCAGAAUAUGGGAUUGAUCCUGAGCUCAAGCACUAUGGAUGCAUGGUUGAUCUCUUGGGCAGAGCUGGAUUGCUUGAAUGCGCUUAUGGUUUUGUCAAGAUGAUGCCUAUGGAGCCCAGUCUGGCCAUAUUGGUAUCCUUGUUGAGUGCUUGUAGACUACACCAUAAUGUAGAGUUGGGGGAAGAACUUCUAAAGAAGAUUGAACUGUUGGGACUGGUGGUGGAGCUCCUGUGCUUUUAUCCAAUAUGUAUGCGAAUGAGAAUCAAUGGAACAAAGUCAUUGACAUUAGGAAGGAGAUGA